Helianthus annuus (common sunflower) is the source of this 1129-nucleotide messenger RNA. RefSeq lists its product as uncharacterized. The record is from RefSeq and is a predicted model, not a curated record. NCBI's taxonomy places the organism in Eukaryota, Viridiplantae, Streptophyta, Magnoliopsida, Asterales, Asteraceae. The transcript is spliced from 3 exons. The coding region runs from base 418 to 966 and encodes 182 amino acids.
UGUUAGAGAGGAUAAACUUGCAUAUUUUCAAAAAAGAUUAAGAUACUUUAGAGGCAUUUUAGGGAUUUCAUGCAUGGAAAUGUAAAUGAAAGUCAUUAAGAAGCUUCUUGGUGAAUCGUCUGUGGAUUGAAUGCUUACUCCUAUGAAUCGUUUGUGCUUCCCACACACAUAUACAAGACACUCUGCCUCUCUUCAUCUUCAAUUUAACCGAUCAUCACGUCUUGCUUGAUUUUUUAGGGAUUCGAUGAUUGAAUGGUAGGAGCAAAUGGAAUAUGCGAAUUGAAUCUAAAUAGGGUUUGGCCGAAUUAACCUACUUCCGGUCGUUCUAUAUUGCUUCUGAAAUCGAAAAAGUGUUUGAUUCUGAUUGUUAAACCUAGAAAUCGAAGGUCUGUUGUUCCGAACACUCAAAACCCAACUAUGAAUAUGGAGAUGGAUAUGGAGACGGAGACGAAGAAUUCAAAUAUGGAGAUUACCAUUAGCAUUAAACCUGAUGAAACCAUGCCACCAUUUCCCAACCCUAAUCCACACUCUGCACAGGUUCAUAAUUACCCGGGAAUGUUAUAUCUCAUUUAUGCGGCGACACUUGUCUACAUGUUUCCAUCAAUGAUAAAUCUUGUAGAACUUAAGUUUCAAAACAAAGAGCGUUCUGUUUUCGAAACUCACGGGGUUUUUGCCUACAUGGCCGUUGUGGCGUAUAUCAUAUCAGUACCGAUGUCAGUGGCUUUGUUUUGUUGGAGAGCUCGUUUUGAAAGCUUGAAAAUGAAAAGUUUGUCCCUUAUCUAUUACAAUAUCUUACAAAGUCUUUUUUAUUUCUCGAGCAUUCUUGCACCUCUCUCGUUUGUGUUGGUGUUGUUCUCCUUUCAUGGGCUUGACUUGAUUGCGUAUUCACUUGUAUUUACACUCUUCUUGGCCAUAGUUGCAUGUUCAUUUAGCAACUACAUUUUUAAGAAGGAUGCACCAAAUUAACUUGGAAGCUCUUAGAAGAAACAAGACAUCGGCACACGUAUGUUAACUAGCACUGAAGAGUAAAAGUCAACAAUUUGACAUAAGUUUGUUACAUAAUAUUAUGUAUUUUUGUUGAAGCACAAUAAAGCCUCCUUAUUCUGUAUAGAAAUUAUAAAGCACUCUC